UGUUGAACGUUACAGUGCAAUUGUUCCAUGGAAAUUAGUAGCUCAAAAGGUUGAGGGCUGUAUACUUCAUCCGGGAACUAUGGACUUUGAGAUACUUGCAAACUCAUUGGACGGUGUUACAAUGGAGCUCGUCACAUUUGGACUGCAAAUUCUUUCAACCUCUCCGCGGCUACUUGUGAUAAUCCCAUCCAGAAUCUCUCCAUCACCACUCAACCACAACAGAAUUCGCAGCAGACCUCAAACCGGUAUGUUUUGUCAACCUGCAAGCAUAAGCCAAGCGCACAAAUCGUGAGCAACACAAUGGAAAAAUAACAACACCAUAAAACUUCAUUUCUUUCUCUCUUUUCCCUCUUAGUCAAACGGGUUCAUCAUUCAUCUCUCGAGGUUAUUUAGAAAAGAAAAAUGGUGAAGAUUUGCUGCAUUGGUGCUGGAUAUGUUGAUGGUCCAACUAUGGCAGUCAUUGCACUUAAAUGUCCAUCCAUUGAAGUGGCUGUUGUCGACAUAUCUGUAUCCCGCAUCACAGCUCGGAACAGCGACCAGCUUCCAAUCUAUGAACUCGGUCUUGACGAUGUUGUAAAGCAAUGUCGUGGCAGGAAUCUCUUCUUCAGAACUGAUGUUGAAAAGCAUGUCUUUGAGGCUGACAUAGUGUUUGUCUCUGUUAACACCCCGACUAAAACUCAGGGUCUCGGUGCCGGCAAAGCAGCAGAUUUGACAUAUUGGGAGAGCGCGGCUCGCAUGAUUGCUGAUGUCUCAAAGUCUGACAAAAUUGUUGUGGAGAAAUCAACUGUUCCUGUCAAAUUUCUUCUUUCAAAACUUAAUAAAAUUAACUGUGAAAGAAUGCUAUAA
Lathyrus oleraceus (garden pea) is the source of this 846-nucleotide messenger RNA. Its product is annotated as UDP-glucose 6-dehydrogenase 1. Lineage: Eukaryota; Viridiplantae; Streptophyta; Magnoliopsida; Fabales; Fabaceae. Bases 403 to 846 code for a protein of 147 amino acids. The record is from RefSeq and is a predicted model, not a curated record. Gene Ontology annotation, cellular component: nucleus. Gene Ontology annotation, molecular function: NAD binding; UDP-glucose 6-dehydrogenase activity. The transcript has a single exon. Gene Ontology annotation, biological process: glycosaminoglycan biosynthetic process.